UCAGUUUCGCAGAUGAAACAUGUUUAUUCAAAACGUCCAAAACUUCAACGAGGCGGUGUUUGAUAAACUUGUGCCAAUUGUGGCCACUCGCUGGCGCUACAACAUCGUGUUGUUAGUCAGGUCAUUUUUUUAUUUGUGUUAUAACCGGAAGUUGUGAUUGUCGUUUGGUGACCGUUCAAACAAUGAGGCUUUCAUUUUAAGCUGUAGCGGAAGUUAAUUUUACUCAUGCUUGUUAGCUUGACCCGAUCAUAGAUUUUACCAGCUACAUGAUUCUCAUAAUGACUCGAUUAUAUCAGCGCACCAGUGAAAGCACUUUAACACACAUUUCGUCAGUUUAAUAGACGACCUGGCAACUUAAAAACGUUGUAUUUGUAGACGAACACGUUGCGCCUGCGCCGUGAACCUACGUUUUUUUUUCCAGCUUGAGGUAUGUCGCUUUGCUUGAAAAUCAGCAGCUGCUGUAAAGAGCUGAGGCGAAGGCAAAGUGCAAUAUCAGAGCGAUUCACACCACACGGACAUGCCAAAACGACAGUUCGGGGCCGUGGAUCAUAGUGGGGCUGAAAUCGGGUAAUAUGCAGUCAUAUUUGCCUGUUGUGUAAACGAGACGAGUCGUUUUAUGUGUAAAACGCGUUUCCCCGUGUAUUUUGGAUGAUCUCCCACAGCCAGGUCCACGCAUUGAGAUGAUCUAUUUUUGUGAUGGCGAAGGGUCUGUUUCCAAGGGCCUGGGUGAAAAAGUCUUUCUACUUCCAGGCUCGGAUCUCCUUUGUGCGGGUGAAGUACCUGUUCCUUACAUGGCUGACUGUGCUGGUGGGGAGCUGGGUGCUCUAUGUGCAAUACUCCGCCUACACAGAGCUGUGCAGAGGACAUGAGUGCAAGAAUGCCAUUUGUGAAAAAUACAGGAGGGGAAUCAUCGAUGGCUCUGCCUGCAGCAGUCUGUGCGACAAAGAAACACUCUACAUGGGCAGGUGUUUGUCAACACUGCCAAAUAACCAGGUGUACACAGGAAGCUGGGGAGACCAUGAUGGGAUCAUCCGCUGUAAGUUGGGGGAGGUUGUGCGCUACGAACUGGGCGAGGAGCCGGAGCCACGGAGAGAAACCCCCGUGUUCGACAAGCCCACCAGAGGCACAUCAGUGGAGAAGUUCCGAGAGAUGGUCUUUAAUCACCUUAAGUCCAAGCUUGGAGAGCAGGCUAACCUCGCCAGCCUUGUCAGCCAAAUCCUCUCUGUCGCCGAUGGCAACAAAGAUGGCCGGGUGUCACUUCCAGAAGCUCGUUCUACAUGGGCGCUUCUGCAGAUGGAUGAGGUGCUGCUGGGCCUGCUGCUUCAGGACCGUGGACACACUCCUCGUCUCCUUGGCUACUGUGGGGACCUGUACAUGACGGAGCGAGUCCCCUACGGGCCCCUGUAUGGUUUGUCUCUUCCCUGGCCGCUGGUUUCCUGGGUGCCCAGUGGCUUGCAGCGCACUAUGGACCAGUGGUUCACCCCCUCGUGGCCUCGCAAAGCUAAGAUCUCCAUGGGCCUGUUGGAGCUGGUGGAGGACAUCUUCCAUGGCACCUACGGCAGCUUUCUGAUCUGCGACCUCGCCGCGGCGCACUUUGGUUACACCGACCGCCACGAGCUCCGUCUGACCAAGACCCGUGCGGUGGUUCCUGAGAACGAGUUCAAACGCAAAAUGCGGGUGCUGAAGUGUGAGACGGAUGCGGACUGUGUCUACGGGAUGGACUGCCAGACGUCAUGUGACGUGUCAGAGAAACGGUGCAGGGAGGAGCCAGUUCAGCCAAACUUGGCAAAGGCAUGCAGCACACUGAAGGACUACCUUCUGCGUGGGGCGCCAUCAGGGCUGAGAGAAGAGCUCGAGAGGCAGUUGUACGCCUGCAUGGCUCUCAAGGGUAAUGCUGGACAGAUGAACAUGGAGCACUCACUUAUCCUCAACAACCUGAAAGCUCUGCUGUGGAGACAGAUCUCACACACCAAGGACUCGUGACGAGGAGAGGAAGUCCUUCUCAGAUCAUGCCUGUUAGUUCCUCACACUGAGCUGAGUAUUAAAGAUGCUGUGAUUUAGAAAUAGCAAAUUUAAUGAAGUCAUUUUUAUCAACUCUUAACUCCGUCGGGCUGAUGAAGACUCUACCUCCCCUUUCCCAGUUACAGAAGUUCGGGGCCUGCAAAACACGUCAGAGUACUUUGAAAUAUACACUAAAAGAAACUGAAUGAUUGCAUGUUGCCAUCAGUCACACUUAAAGCAGUCCAUGCAGCCACAUUGUAUUGUAUUUUUCACCACAGUGGAAUGUUACAGGGGCACUUCUGGAAAAACAGACUUGUAAACAGAUGUUAGUGUUGUUAGUCUCAAGAGCUGAGAGACCAAAUUGCUGUUUUUGCCACAAAAUCAUGCUGACACUUAUGAGCGAACAAGGUUCAUCAAUGACAAGUUUAUUCUGUUUAGGAAGACAUGGGUUAAAAAAUCCGAGUGACUGUACAAAGCUCCAGUUUAAAGUGUAAUGAAAGCUCCUUCAUUUUGUUAUGUUAAGGAUUCUACUGAGGACCUAACAUAAUCAGGGAGUGUACCUUAAAAGGAUAAGGCUGGUGAUAGUCUGUAUUUUCAUUUCUAGCAAAUCCAAUGAAAGGACCAAAACCAACAGUGUACUUAUUGAUUUUACUACGCUGUCUGUAGCACUCAGCCCCAAGAGAUUACUGAGGGUAUAAAUCUUUAAAAGCAAGUCACAAAAUUAUACUUUAUUUUUUUUAAACUGCUACUUAAUUUCCUACAACAGCUGGGCACUGUAGUUUUUAGCCACAUUUUCUCAAACAGGAGUAAACAGUGUGUUUGUUGGAGACUACUUUCAGUUGUGGAUGAAUACGCAUUUGGUGCACUUGUUAUUAUUUGCAGCAGCAGGACAGUAACUACAGGGCCAAUAUUUAUCAUAAUGAAGGAACACGUAACCCCGGUGUACUAGUGUGCGAUCUUUUAUAGUUUUUGGACAAAAACUGAGUAAAUUGCAAAGAAAAAUUAACUAUUUUAGGCUUUGGCUACACAGGCAGUACAAGAUGAAUUCAUUGUUGGUUUUAGGUAUUUUGUGUGUAAUACAAUAGGACAAUAAGAAAAAUACAGAAAAUCACCAGACUUACCAAGUACGGAUUAGUGGCAUAUUAAGGAAAAACUGAAACAAUUGGUGAGAACUUAAACAAAUGACAAUGCCUCUGUACAGGAUCCAGAGACUUGGAGAAUCUAUGCCAAGAAGCACUGAAGUUGUUCUGGAGGCUCAUGGUGGAUUUUCCUUUGUCACGCAUCUUCUAAGUGGACAACGUGUUGAUAUUUGUCAGUGUUCCACAGGGGCCAUACUGUACGUCAGCGUACUUAACUCUUAACACUAGUGGCAUCGUCAAUGCUGCAUCUGUGACACCAAGAGAAAUAUUAAUGUAUUUAAUUUGGUUUGUGAAUGUUAUCUACUUGUAUUUCUCGCUGAAAAGAGCAUUUGUGGUAAUGUGCUGUAUCACAUUAUUUUUAGAUUUUAAUGUCUCAGUGCCAUAGAGAUCAUGCUGGAAUCAUUUAUGAAUGUUUACCACCAAUGAAGGUGGCGAUCGUCAUCAAAUCUUGUGGUCACAUUUGAAUGCUGUAUAAGAAGAGUAUUUUCCAUGAUCCCUUCCAGACACUGCUGUUGUGAAGUUACCGUGGCGGAGUUGACAACCUGACUCGUUUCACCAUUUUAAAUAAAUUCAGAACAGACGAGACAUGUAAAGCAUGUUGAGGCGUGUGGUCAGUACUGCUGUUUGGAUCUUGAAAAUGUACAAAAUGUUUACUUAUUGAAGAGACCAGCAUGAUUUUGCACAAUUAAACUACAUACCACUUCACUGUAA
Molecule: messenger RNA, 3851 nt
Organism: Siniperca chuatsi (mandarin fish)
Lineage: Eukaryota; Metazoa; Chordata; Actinopteri; Centrarchiformes; Sinipercidae
Gene: dipk1aa
Product: divergent protein kinase domain 1Aa
Exons: 6
Coding region: 697-1983 (428 amino acids)
Source: RefSeq, a predicted model, not a curated record